UAAGUGUUUCAUAGCUAGCUGUCUUUGAUUAGCCACGUCAUGUAAAGUUAGCAGAGCAGCAGGUUGAACAGAAACGCAGUCAGGGAUCUUUGCUUUGUAUUUAUAGUAGUUUCUUUUACAGAGGAGCUUUUGUCGCGGUGUUAUAGUCGGCAGGUAUCGCAUGGAAAGAUGUCAGACAUCGGGGACUGGUUCAGAAGCAUCCCGCUCAUCACUCGGAGCUGGUUCGCUGCCUCCAUCGCUGUCCCCUUCAUUGGGAAACUAGGAUUGAUAGACUUCAGGAACCUUAUCCUGGUUCCUGAGCUGGUCUUAAGCAGAUUUCAUCUCUGGAGACCGAUCACAUCCACCCUGUAUUUCCCCAUAACACCAAACACUGGCUUUCUGUACAUGGUCAACCUGUAUUUCCUCUACCACUACUCCACACGGCUAGAGACAGGAGCAUUUGAUGGCAAACCUGCAGACUAUAUUUUCAUGAUAUUUUUCAACUGGAUCUGCAUCGUUAUAGUCGGGAUGAUGAUGAACAUGCAGCUGCUGAUGAUCCCUCUCAUCAUGUCGGUGCUCUACGUGUGGGCCCAGUUCAACAAAGACACCAUCGUGUCCUUCUGGUUCGGAACAAGGUUCAAGGCACACUAUCUACCGUGGGUCAUCCUCGCCUUCAACUUCAUCAUCGGAGGCUCGUUUGUAAAUGAGCUGACGGGGAACCUGGUGGGUCAUCUCUACUUCUUCCUCAUGUUCAAGUACCCCAUGGACCUGGGUGGACGCUCCUUCCUCUCCACACCAGAGUUCUUGUAUCGGUUCUUCCCCAACAGAAGGGGAGGGGUGUCAGGCUUUGGUGUCCCACCCAGCAGACCAGCACAGUUUCAGGGUGGAGGAGGAGGAGGGCUAGGAGGAAGACACAACUGGGGCGAAGGCAACCGUCUUGGGGGUGAAUAAGAGGAGACAAGAGGAGAAAAGAGGAGAGAGCUCCACCCUCCAACUCCACCCCCCUUUGCUCCUGAUCACAAAAUGGCUGUGCAGUGGAUGUUUCAAGUUAAAGUUGUUUCUUUUUCACGUUAUAAUUUAAAGUUUGUCUUACACUUUUUGUUCUGAGGAUACGAUAGGUUGUUGUUGUUUAGAGGAAGCAAACAUUUUAACUGAGACAGCUCUGCACAGCAGGACUCAGACUCUGGCUUCAGCUUCACUCACCGAGCUAAGCCAGCUCCACACCAACAAACGCUGCUGAUGUCAUGUGAAGCAGCUAGAAAACAAUACGAAUAAACAGAUUUUUUUAUGCAACACUACACUCUCUCCUCCCCUUUUCUUCCUUCCCUGUCCUCUUCUUUUCACCCCGCCUGCCAUGUCUCCUCCCCCUGCCUUCAGACUGUCACAACCAGAGACGUUGCAGCUGCACACCAGCACGCUGUAGAUUUACAUUCUUGUGUUCUUGUCUCCUCUCUGUGACGCCAUAUCAGAUUACAUUGUAAUUAUAAAUGCACCUGCAGUGCGCUCUCAGGCGUCCCUGCACAUAACAUGGGCGGUGUGGAGUUAGAGCGCUGUGUCCAGGUCUGAACAAACACGGAUGUAAGAUGUUUUUUAAGCCUCAGACCGAUCCACCUCUGUCUUAAGAUAUGAUCUUAACCAAAAUCAGGUGAUGUUGGGAUUCUGCUCUUUUUUUGUAAAUAUAACGAUUGUUUAUUGAAA
This is a messenger RNA of Notolabrus celidotus (New Zealand spotty), 1677 nucleotides long. RefSeq names its product derlin 1 (gene derl1). Gene Ontology annotation, biological process: endoplasmic reticulum unfolded protein response. Gene Ontology annotation, cellular component: endoplasmic reticulum membrane; Hrd1p ubiquitin ligase ERAD-L complex. The record is from RefSeq and is a predicted model, not a curated record. Lineage: Eukaryota; Metazoa; Chordata; Actinopteri; Labriformes; Labridae. The transcript is spliced from 8 exons. Gene Ontology annotation, molecular function: misfolded protein binding; ubiquitin-specific protease binding. The coding region runs from base 169 to 930 and encodes 253 amino acids.